Meloidogyne enterolobii is the source of this 903-nucleotide messenger RNA. Lineage: Eukaryota; Metazoa; Nematoda; Chromadorea; Rhabditida; Meloidogynidae. The record is from the annotation of a GenBank genome assembly.
AUGAAGUCUUCUCCUUCCGGUCAAGAUGUAAGCUCCCCAACUGCUGCCGGUGUUCAUUUCAUUUCUCCAUCAGAGCGACGUCGAGAAGAUAAUUCUUCUAGUAAUGUUGGGUUUUUUAUAAAACGUCGCUGGCGCUGUAUUUUUGGGGUUCUUUCUGCUUUACUGAUGGCUACUGCUGUAAUCGUUGGUAGUUUCAUUCUCUUUAUGAUUUUGAUGAGUGAGGCAAAAAGAAGAGCAAAAACAGAAGAAACGCAAUAUUUAAAAGGAUUAGUAGAUACAAUUAACAAUUCAUCAGAUGUUAGAUGGAAAGCUCGUUUUAACCCGUUUGGCAUUCGUGUUCAGGAUUUUAGCCACAAAAGUUUAAAAAAUUUGACGGCAAUAAAAGAAUAUGUUGCACAUUUGGAAAGGUUUUUUGAUUCUCCAAGAAUGAAGGAACAUUUAAAAGAAUUGGAAGAUUUUCCUGAUUCAAAGCUUCCUCGACAUUUUGAUGCUCGAGAAAAAUGGUCAUUAUGUCCAAGUAUUCACCAAAUUCCAAAUCAAGGUGGUUGUGGCUCUUGUUAUGCUGUUGCUGCAAUGACUGUAGCUGCUGACAGAACAUGCAUUCUCAGCAACGGAACGAAAAAAUCACAAUUAUCAGCACUUGAUGUAAUCGAAUGUUGUUCUGUUUGUGGAAAUUGUUUUGGAGGAGAUCCUUUAAAAGCAAUGGUCUAUUGGGCUUUAGAAGGUGUUGUGACUGGAGGUCCAGAUGGCUGUCAUCCAUACACAGUCAACGCUGAAUGUGGCACUCCAUGCAGUCCUCAAGUAUAUGGAAUUGAACAACAAAAACGUUUUUGCCGAAGAGAUAAAUGCCAGCCUGGUUAUUAUCGAAAUAUAAAUUAUGAGGAGGACAAACAAAAAGGUUAG